Molecule: messenger RNA, 2173 nt
Organism: Miniopterus natalensis
Lineage: Eukaryota; Metazoa; Chordata; Mammalia; Chiroptera; Miniopteridae
Gene: APBB3
Product: amyloid beta precursor protein binding family B member 3
Biological process (GO): regulation of DNA-templated transcription
Cellular component (GO): cytoplasm; nucleus
Molecular function (GO): amyloid-beta binding; transcription factor binding
Source: RefSeq, a predicted model, not a curated record
AUGAUCUCACGGGUGCGCGUGAACGCGGCCGGUCACCCGCUGCUUGCUGAGCUCAUAGUUGCGCGGUGCCGUCGGCUGCUGCGCUGGCCACGGUGCUCCUUCCCGGGACGCGCAUCCGCUCGGGAAUUCAGACGCCUGUUUGCUUGCGCCACCUCUCGGCGGGAGGCGCUGCUCAGCAACUCCAGAGAUCGAGCUGGGCUGAGGGUGCAGGCCGGCAGAGGCCGGCGGGGAGCGGCCGGGGCUAUGCUGGGCAAGGAUUACAUGCUGGCUAUAAUUCUGGUCAAUUGCGAUGAUGACUUGUGGGGGGACCAGAGUCUCGAGGGAGAGCCAGGCCUGCCCCCUGGCUGGAGGAAGAUCCACGAUGCUGCGGGUACUUACUAUUGGCACGUACCCAGUGGUAGUACCCAGUGGCAGCGCCCAACCUGGGAGCCAGGAGAUGCAGAGGACCCAGGCACGAGGAUGGACGGGAUUUGGGGACUUCGGCCCCCCAAGGGGAGAUCCUUCUCCAGCCUGGAGAGCUCACUGGACCGGAGUAACUCUCUGUCCUGGUAUGGUGAGGAAUCCUACAUCCAGAGCAUGGAACCUGGGGCCAAGUGCUUCGCAGUCCGCUCUCUGGGGUGGGUAGAGGUACCCGAAGAGGACCUGGUACCAGGGAAGAGCAGUAUUGCAGUCAAUAACUGCAUCCAGCAGCUGGCCCAGACCCGCAGCCGGAGCCAGCCUCCAGAUGGUGCCUGGGGCGAGGGCCAGAACAUGUUAAUGAUCCUGAAGAAGGAUGCCAUGAGCUUGGUGAAUCCGCUGGACCACAGUCUGAUCCACUGCCAGCCUCUGGUGCACAUCCGUGUAUGGGGUGUGGGCAGCUCCAAGGGCCGUGACAGGGACUUUGCUUUUGUGGCGGGUGACAAAGACAGCUGUAUGCUCAAGUGCCAUGUGUUUCGCUGUGACGUCCCUGCCAAGGCCAUCGCCAGUGCCCUACAUGGGCUCUGUGCCCAGAUCUUGUCAGAGCGAGUGGGGGUCAGUGGUGAUUCCUCUUGCUGUUCCCUAGACCCAAUCUCCCCUGAAGAUCUGCCAAGGCAAGUGGAGCUGCUGGAUGCGGUGAGCCAGGCUGCUCAGAAGUAUGAGGCACUGUACAUGGGGACCCUGCCAGUCACCAAAGCCAUGGGAAUGGAUGUGCUGAACGAGGCCAUUGGUAUCCUCACCACCCGGGGGGACCGGGAUUCCUGGGUCCCCGCCAUGCUCAGUGUGUCUGACUCUCUCAUGACUGCACAUCCCAUUCAGGCAGAGGCUGAUGCAGAGGAGGAACCACUAUGGCAGUGCCCUGUGCGCCUUGUGACCUUUAUUGGUGUUGGCCGCGACCCACACACCUUUGGCCUCAUUGCUGACCUGGGCCGACAGAGCUUCCAGUGCGCGGCCUUCUGGUGCCAGCCUCAUGCAGGGGGACUCUCCGAAGCUGUGCAGGCUGCUUGCAUGGUUCAGUACCAGAAGUGUCUUGUGGCCUCUGCAGCUCGAGGCAAGGCCUGGGGUGCCCAGGCCCGUGCCCGCCUGCGGCUCAAGCGGACCAGCUCUGUGGACUCCCCAGGAGGUCCCCUGCCUCUCCCCUUACUCAAAGGAGGGGUUGGGGGUGCAGGGGCUGCCCCUCGAAAGCGGGGCAUCUUCUCUUUUCUUGAUGCCUUCCGACUGAAACCCUCUCUGCUCCAUAUGUCCUAAAUUGAUCUGGGAUGACUGGGUAAAGAGGCUCUGGGUCCAUGCCCAAUCUCUACCCCUUCGUUCCCCAGUGGCCUGCAGCCUCUCACCCUUUGGAGCCUUCUGCCUGUCCCUCCAACCUUGUGCACCCUCUAUUUAUUGCCCAAUUUAUUGUUUAUAUGAGUAACUGAGAGGCCCUGCACCACAACCUAGGACCCUGGCUCUCCUUUCCCUGGGUCCCUGUGUUCCUUGCCCCGUCCAGCCCUGGACAGUUGGCUCUACCUCAGCAACACUUUAUAGCAAAAUCAGUAUAAAUAAAAAUCCCUCAGUGACCUCACUGGGUGUGAGUAUAUUGGGCCUGCGACAGGGUUGGGGGGUUAACCUGUGUGAAGCGUCUGCGUCUGUGCUUGGUGUUGGCGGCUGCCUGUAGCCACAUGAGGGCAUGGGUGUGAUGGAAAUCUGACUUCAUUCAAUAAAUAUAUUUUUAAAUGUC